GUGUUCCAGUUUUAAGCCGUUUAACAGGCUUAUAAAGAAGAGCACGAAAGAUCGCGUAAGAUCGCGUUCUGAUUCAUCCCAUCUUCUUUCCCAAAACGAGGCAAAGGUAUCUCUAUCUUUCUUCCUUCCUUCCUUCCUUCCUUCCACAACCAAUACUGAUACUGGUAACAAUACUCUCAACCAUCCUAGCAUGUCGACGUCUUCCAGCAGCCACAGUACCUCAGCUGUGGCCGUCACAGCUGCCGUGACAGGUUUGGUCGCGGUGACUGCCACUGCCUUGGUGACCCAUUAUGUGACAAAGCGAACCGAAAUGAAUAAGCACCAACAACGUCAGUAUGAGAGCUACCAACGCAAUAAGAUGAUCCGGGAAAAGACCAUGCAGAUCCGAAAAGAAGCAGGGGAACCUGCCUCAGGGGAGUUGAUUGAUGUCCGCAUCGAUCAGGUCUACUUGUGGGAAGUGGAAGACUUGAAAAAGAGAUUUCCUGGUACCAAACUGGAAAACAAAAUGAGAGUGUCGGACGCCCCGCUCAGGACGAGGAGUCCCAUGCUGCGAAAGGUAUCUGAUGGGACGAACGACACUGCCGAUGGCGAUGAUGGCACUCCUGCUGCUGGAAAGAGGGGAUCCUUUUCCACUGGCAAAGGAUUUCAGAUUACAGACUACAACAAGUUGAUUACCAAUCAUGAAUGUAUUUUGGGCAAAAUUAUUCGAAAGCCCAACAUGGCAGUUCACUCGGUGGCUUAUGUGCGAGCUGGACCUAGGCGACACCUGCACUUUGAUCCCCGUCAAGUCAAUGCUGCCAUUGUGACUUGUGGCGGACUCUGUCCUGGACUCAACAACUGCAUUCGAGAAAUCACCAAGACAUUGCAUCAGUUGUAUGGAAUUGGAGGCAAGGUUUAUGGAAUUCAGGCUGGAUAUCACGGAUUCUCUGCCACAGAGCCACACAUGCAACCUCUUGAAUUGACACCGGAAUUGGUGGAAGAUAUUCAUCACAGUGGAGGCACCGUUUUGGGGUCUUCGCGAGGAGGAUUUGAUUUGGAGGCUAUUCUGGCAUUUUUGAAGAAAUAUGAUGUCAACCAAUUGUACGUAAUUGGAGGUGAUGGAACCCAUCGAGGGGCCUUUCGCAUUCAUGAAGGAUGCAUGGAACAUGGCCUCAAUGUUGCAGUUGCUGGAAUUCCAAAGACUAUCGAUAAUGACAUUGACCACAUUGACCACACAUUUGGAUUUGCAAGUGCUGUGGAGGCUGCCCAAGUUGCCAUCCGGUCUGCCAAAACAGAAGCUGUCUGCAAUUUGCCCAAUGGCAUUGGCAUUGUGAAAUUAAUGGGACGCUCUGCUGGUUUCAUUGCAGCCCACGCCACCAUGGCAUCAGGGGAUGUGGAUCUUUGUUUGGUUCCAGAAGUGCCACUGGUGCUAGAAGGCAAGGAUGGAUGCUUGCCUCAUUUGUGGCGUCGUGUCAAGCAACAGGGCUAUGCCGUGGUGGUAGUUGCGGAAGGAGCUGGAGAAGAGUUGUUGGGAACCUCGGCCGAAACAGAUGCCAGCGGCAACAAGAAACUCCCCAAGAUUGGUGAAUUCAUGAAGAAGGAGGUGGAAGGGUACUUUAAAAAGAAGGGAGAAGUGGCCACGGUCAAGUACAUUGAUCCUUCCUACAUUGUGCGAUCUGUUCCGGCCAAUGCUGCGGAUUCCCUCUACUGUAUGCAACUGGGCCAAAAUGCCGUCCAUGGUGCCAUGGCAGGCUUUACAGGAUUCAGUGUGGGUCUUUGCAACAAUCGCAUGGUCUUUCUUCCCAUUCCACAGCUCGUAGCAACAUCGCCUCGAAACAUGAAUCCCAAGGGACGUACCUGGGAGCGAGUCCUGGCACUGACACGGCAACCCAAUACAGUGCCAGAGGAUGAGGAGGAAUAUGAGCAUACAGAGGCUACCUUGCGCUAGAUUUGUCUGUGAACGUCUUGCGUCACCUCGAGCCAACCUUCCAUGCGCCACAGCCGAAUAACUGUCUGAUAUCACGAUUGAACGAAGCAACAUCUUCGCUAGACUUCUGCUUAAAAAUUUAUUAGUUGAGAAAUUUUGAUUU
Messenger RNA from Seminavis robusta, 2069 nucleotides. NCBI's taxonomy places the organism in Eukaryota, Bacillariophyta, Bacillariophyceae, Naviculales, Naviculaceae. The record is from the annotation of a GenBank genome assembly.